Drosophila biarmipes is the source of this 5981-nucleotide messenger RNA. RefSeq names its product probable sodium/potassium/calcium exchanger CG1090. The transcript has 7 exons. Gene Ontology annotation, biological process: intracellular calcium ion homeostasis; calcium ion transmembrane transport. Gene Ontology annotation, cellular component: membrane. The coding region runs from base 346 to 2262 and encodes 638 amino acids. The record is from RefSeq and is a predicted model, not a curated record. NCBI's taxonomy places the organism in Eukaryota, Metazoa, Arthropoda, Insecta, Diptera, Drosophilidae. Gene Ontology annotation, molecular function: calcium, potassium:sodium antiporter activity; calcium channel activity.
ACGUCAUCGGUGGAAAACAAAUCUAGUUCGGUCCGCCGUCUCGGUCUUGCGAGGUGUUCGAGUCGACCACACACACUCGUCGGCGAAAAAGGCCAAAAACGGUCGAUUGUAAAAUGAUCUGCUAGUUUUGUCGCAAACGCAACGAUUCGAGGCUUUAACAAAGGCCCCGAUGAACUAGUGCAUCUGGUCAAGUGAACUCCACUCUCCGGCUGAUGCUUACAUGAUAUCCAAGGCAACGGUUUCUUCUGUAUCUGUUUUCCGCUGAAUCCAACUACCGCCUGCAAUUAACGGGUCCAAAAAUCCGUGGAGAGCAACCCUCGAGCAGCACCCCCAGGACCCUGCGAAAUGAUUGUACGUCACAGAUCCCGCCGCGCCCGUAUGUGGAACAUGGGGCUGCUCUUCUUAAUUUACUAUUGCGUCAGCAUCUACUCCGCCAAAGGAGACAUAAAAGAAGGACAGUCCAUGCCGCUGGACGUGGGUAGUCUGGCCGAGGACACCGGCGACACAGAGACCAACGGACAGGAAACCGUUUUGGAAACCACACCGGCAUUUGAGGCCCAGGUGACCACGCAAUCUACUCCCGUGCAUGUUGCCGUUCCUACCUGGCGACCCAAGCGGGACAACUGCACGCCUCCGGCCAUCGAGCAGUUCCCCGAGCCGCUGAUGAACAAGUGGGCGCGGCAACACGGCGGCCUCAUUCUGCACAUUCUGGUGGCCGUCUUUACAUUUUUCGGCUUGGCCAUUGUGUGCGACGAGUACUUUGUGGCCAGUCUGGAUAGGCUGUGUGAGGAGCUAAAGCUUUCGCCAGAUGUAGCGGGAGCUACGUUUAUGGCUGCCGGAAGCUCUGCACCUGAGUUGGCCACUGUGGUAAUAGGAGUGUUUUUUGCCAAGGAUGACAUCGGCAUAAGCGGGGUCAUAGGUUCUGCCGUGUUUAACAUAAUGUUUGUGAUCUCCGUCUGCGCCCUGUGCUCGGGCACCGUCUGCCAAUUGAACUGGUGGCCCCUAGUGCGAGACUGCUUCUUCUAUUGUGUCUCCAUCCUAGUUAUGCUGAUAAUCAUCUUUAACGACGUCAUAUCCUGCUUUGAGUCAGUAGUGAUGCUUCUGUGCUACGUUGGAUAUUGUGUAGCUCUCCACUUCAACACAGAGCUGGAACGGUGGGCGCUGGGUUUGAACCUACCCUUCAAGCUUCCCAGCAAGGAGGAACAGUCGGCAUUGGUGACAUACAAAAACGUCCCCGAGAGUUCCUACACCCAAGGAAGUGCUGCACAUGCUCAGGGACAACAAGCCCCAAAAGACAACGAGAGCAUCCAAGUGGAGCCGCAAAGUGACUACCAGAACUACAGCGAUCCCAAUGCCAGCUGGGACCCGAACGCCGCCUGGGGAGAGGAGAGCCAGCCGAACCCAGUGGCUAAUCCACCGCCGGUUGAUGACUGGGGCAUGGGACAGAUCGGCAAGGAGAACAUGGGCUACCACGCCGACCAGCCCGAGUCCGUGAUCACCGGCGAGGCUGCAGCGGUGGCGGCGACCACCAAAGGUGGUGGCCAGGUGAUACCCACCCAGUCCGCUCCGGCCGGAGCAGCUGACUACUAUAAGUCCACUGACAAGCAGCGGGAGCCUCGGCGCGAUCCUCUUCUCCGGCCAACGGAGGGAGGGCUGCCAGCCCUGGUUGCCUGGUACGUGGUUUAUCCGAUUCACUUCCUCUGCAAGAAGACAAUGCCCGACUGCCGGCAGGAACAGUAUCGAAACUGGUACCCAUUCACUUUCCUCAUGUCAAUGGUGUGGAUAUCGUUCUACUCCUACUUCAUGGUGUGGAUGAUCACAGUGAUAGGGUCCACGCUGGCUAUCCCGGACACAGUGAUGGGUCUGACGUUUGUUGCCGCUGGCGUGUCCGUCCCGGAUGCCCUAAGCUCAAUAGCCGUUAUCAAAGAGGGCUUCGGCGACAUGGCCGUGUCGAACGCAAUUGGCUCAAAUGUCUUUGAUAUACUAGUGUGCUUAGGUCUUCCCUGGUUUAUACAAACGGCCAUCAUUAAGCCCGGCUCGCACGUCAACGUUAUUUCAAAGGGGCUAGCCUACUCCACGCUGUCACUCUUCUCCACCGUUGUCUUCUUGAUCCUCUCUACGCACCUGAACGGUUGGAAACUGGACAAGCGACUGGGCAUUAUCCUUAUGGUUUGGUAUCUGUUCUUUAUUACAUUGGCGUCGCUCUACGAACUAAAUGUCUUUGGCUACAUGAACCCACCCGAGUGCCCCAGCACAUACUAAUAACCCGAAGAUGUCAGCAACGCACGUAUAAUCACAUUACCAGCACCAAAUACCAUAUGUACAUGUAGAGUUCAUAGCCUCAACUAAAAGGAAAACAAUGCCAGAAUGGAUGGAACGUUUUCCUAACGUUAAUUAAUGGAAAAAUUUAAUACUCGGAACGCGUUUUACAUGGAUUUUUACAUUGCACCAGGACAAAGUGGAGUCGAUAGAGCAAAAGCAAAAGUAUAUAAAUGUACAUUUAUACUAUAUUUAUUCAUAUGUAUGUAUUUAAAUAACAAUUAGGAAGUUAGCAACCUAUAUAGGGGUGCUUCUUUUUAAAUUGAGAAACUAUUUUAUUUUCUCUCACAUACAUUUUUUACUACUGAUCGUUCAGCCAUCUAAGAUCAUUAAGAUCAAGAAUAUAUAUAUUUUAUGGGGAAAAGGCGUUUCCUUUCUUUUCGCCGAAGAAAGCAUACCCUUUUACUCUACGGGUAACGGACGUAACAAGAUCUCACUAGGACCACUAAAGCAGUUCCCCACGUAUUUAAAGUUGGUUUUCAGCCUAGAAAUUCUAUGAAAUUUACAUUCUUGGCCUUUUAUUUUAAGUAACAUGACGACGGUAUUUAAAAUGAUUCACAUCUGUAAUACCUUAACACUUGUUAUAUAAAUAUUGUUUAGGGAUAAAAAUAGGUUUCCCAAUUCAGAGAGAAGUACACAUACAUAUGUAAUAAAACACAGUAUAUAUAAAGCAGAAACGCAAAUGUAGAUAGGGAUAUAUAUAUAUAUGCUACUAAGAAUAAAGAGAGCAACAACAAAUGAGUUAAUGUUGGUACGGAUUAAAAUACCAAAGCAAAAUGUACCACACCACAGUCAAAUAGUUAUGUAUGUAUAUACUUUCGUAUCAAAUCGCUUAAAUUAUGGAAAUUACUCAAGAGCUACGUUUUAACCCAGAGAACGGAUAUUUUGAGACAAACCAAAAGAGUCUUGAACUCUGAACAAGAACAACGAAUUCCUUUAUUACUUUGUUGUUGUUUUAUGUUUAGCUAAAUUUACAUGCAAGAUUUAUAUGUACCCCAAAAAAUCUUCCUAAUAGAUACAAAAAAACAGAAAAGUGCAAAUAAAUUUACCACAAAGGCAAUUAAUCGUGUCAAUUUAUUAUUGUAAAUAACAACCAGUUCUAUUAAAGACAUAUUAAACACUUCAAGUCAAUUUGCGCUCAUAACCAGCCUUGUUCCAGAUUUAACACUACUAUUUAAAACCGGGAGUAAUUUUUAAAUCCUUGGUUUUCUGAGUUAUUAGCAAAAGCUAAUUAAUUUUUGUGCAAUCAAAGUUGAUGCAGGUGGUCAUUACAUUGAAUCCUAAUCAUAAAAGCCUAAGACGGAAAGUAUACAACUUGUAUAUUUACUCAAAUUUACAACUAUCAAUGCUAAUCGUACUAAAUUUGUGGGCAUAGCUUAAUGAACGCGCUCAAAUAAUAUUCAAAUGCAUACGAACUAAUACAUCGACAUAUUUCACACAAAGGAUAACUUUUAAAUAUAUUUGAGGAAAUGAACGUAGGCCGGGAACAUUGACUUUUAUAAAAUAAUUUUGUCAAAAUGCUAAACGUAGGCUACCCUGGGUUUCCAGUGAAGUUAGCUCCUUGAUUUAAAAAACAACACUCAAAUUGUUUGCACUUUGUCCUUUUUUUUAGGCGCGCUCCAACGCUUUAUUAAUUAAAUUAAUUAAAUCAAAUUAAUAAUUUAAAAUAAAUUUUAUUUUAUUCCGCUUGUCAAGUGAAAUGUGUAUUUGUAAGUUGGUAAGGUGAAUAACAGAUAUUUGAUAGUCAAGGUACUUGCAUCAAUACUAGCUUCUGGAACUAUGUGUAUGAUAGAAAAGCGUUUUGUUCCCAGUAAAAUUAGCGAUUUCUUCCCAAUUUGCAUUGCGAUAAGAUCUCUGGCCAUAUAUUUCUAAAGAGUGAUUCGAUUGAACAAUUUGUUGAUAGGUUUUGACAAACAAAACAAAGUCCCAUUUACACUUUUACAAAUCUUAGAAAAAUGUGGAAAACAGACCUCUUUUACAAAUGCACUUGUGGUUUCCGAAAUAGCAGUUCAUGUGGACUGGCAGGAAGGUUGAUGCGUACAUGACUAAUUCGACUCGAAUAGUGACCAAGAUCAAUAAGAACGGGUAUAUGAAAUCAGGCCGGUCACCCAGAGUAGCUUUCGUCUACCCUUCUGACAGUUUUGUUUUGUAGUUUAAUUAAUGUAAACCAACUUCCAGAGACGAAUUAAUCACAACAUAAACGGCACCGUUAAAAAUUAUAGUAAUGCUACGGUUCUUCAACUUUUAAUGCCCAUUGGUGUCUCAACAUACAGCUCAACGGUAUCGUAACAACCAAAAAAAAAUUUUUUUUAAAUUAAAUGCAUACUGUACUAUACUACAUACUAUGCUAUGAUUAUUAUUUAUAUGUUUUUCACACAAAUUAUACAUCUCCAAUAAGUGAUGAUGAUUCCUGCUUAUUGGUUAGUCGAAGUCGAAGUCCGCCUGUCUCUUUUCCUUUGUAAGGGAAUUGAGAUCUCUUAAGUAUUAGGUCUGAAAAAUGUGAAGCUAAGGAUAAUAGGUACAACAAAUAUUUAGCUUUAUGUGUUCGUAUAUUAGGUCUCGUAAUUUUUUCGAAAAAUUUUAAAAUAGAUUAGCUUUAAAUUCGUAUUACCAUUAUAGUUUUCCUAUUAAAAGUCGGAUUAUAUUUUUUUAAAUAUAUCAUUUUCUAAUAACUUUUAAGUUUAAUAAAAAUAUUUAAAUAUUUUAAAAUUGUUAAAGACAUGACAAUAAAAAGCCACAGCAUUUUUUCUAAUAAUAUUUUAGAAUCGGUUUAUAUUCAAUGUAAAACAGCAUGAGCCAUAUAAGUUGAAGGGAGGUGGCACCAAAGGCAACUUAAACAGAUAUACACAAAUAAGCGUAUUUAAAAAUCAUCGUUAAAUAAUACAAACAAUCGUCUACUGAAAAUAUUUACAUAUAGAAAAAGCUCAUUACGUUGCAACUCUAUAACUACAACACAAUUUAAAGGUUCUUUCUUACUCUUAAAAAAAAUAAAUCAAGAAUCUUUAUUAGAGCAUAAAUUUUUUUUUUAGUUUAAACAAUAACAGUACACUCAGAUAUGGUGCAAUAUACAAAAAACCUAUGGUGCAAUAUACAAAAGACCUUUUUUUCGAUUUUGUAAUAAGGCUAACACAACGUUUACAUGCGAAUGUAAUUUUUUUAAAUAAACAAACUUGUGAGAAUUAACGUUUUCCUGUUUCGUGUUACUUCUAACAGUAUAAAAUACAAAAAUGCACCUGUAAGAGAUAUACAUAUAUAAAAUUCUGUAUGCUACUUGUUUUUUUAUGAAAAUCCAAAUUACCUAAGGAUUAGAGGCGCAAGUAGACACAAAACCAUCAAAUGAUAAAAAUGAUAUAUAUCUACCAACAUAUACAUACAAUGUACAAUAUUUGUUGCAUAUAUUAAUAUAUUGAAAACUAAAACAUGCUAUACCAAAACAAUACAGUAAAUGUUAACAUCUGAAAUUUGUGUUGAUUAGUCGUAAUUGUUUGCAAAAACUAUAUUUAAACCUGUUUAAAAUUUAACUUCGGGUCGAAAACGUUUACAUUUUGGUGAGAUUAAACAUAAAAACACAAAAAAAGUAAUGCUAAUAUAAAAACUGUUGUUGUUAUGUUUAGUCUUAUGAAUUUCGGAAAUAAAUGCAUUAAUAGAGACAAAAGAAACAA